This is a messenger RNA of Pygocentrus nattereri (red-bellied piranha), 1812 nucleotides long. RefSeq names its product deleted in malignant brain tumors 1 protein-like. Gene Ontology annotation, cellular component: membrane. The transcript is spliced from 9 exons. The record is from RefSeq and is a predicted model, not a curated record. The annotation marks the transcript as partial. NCBI's taxonomy places the organism in Eukaryota, Metazoa, Chordata, Actinopteri, Characiformes, Serrasalmidae.
AUGCCAGAGUUCUGCUCUCCUUUAACAGGAAGUGUCCUCUCUGAGGAACAGCAUUCAGGAUAUGAGGAUGUGGAUGAGGAGCUUCUCUCAGGUGAACCACAAAAAGACGACAUAGCAGAUAACUAUGAUGAUGUCAUCACCACUAGACACAUUUCUGAGAGUGACAUAGUCACAGUGAGGUUGGUGGAUGGUGGCAGUCGAUGUGCUGGGAGAGUGGAGGUUCUUCAUGACGGUCAGUGGGGAACAGUGUGUGAUGAUGACUGGGAUAUAAGUGAUGCUGCAGUGGUGUGUAGAGAGCUGGGCUGUGGAGAGUCUGUAACUGCACUGGGUAGAGCUCACUUUGGACCAGGAUCAGAACCAAUAUGGCUGGAUGAUGUGAAUUGUAAUGGAUCAGAGUCUACAUUGAAGAACUGCACAUUAACAGAUUGGGGUGAACAUAACUGUGAUAAUACCGAAGAUGCUGGAGUCAUUUGUUCAGGAAGAAUCAGGCUGGUUGGUGCUUCUCGCUGCUCUGGGAGAGUGGAGGUGCUUCAUGGAGAGACCUGGUCCACAGUGUGUGAUGCUGACUUUGACCAGCAGGAUGCAGAGGUUGUGUGUCGAGAGCUGGGCUGUGGGCUUCCUGUGGAGGUGCUGGGAGCAGCUGCUUUUGGCAGAGGGGAGGGUCAGGUGUGGUCAGAGGAGCUUCAGUGUAGAGGCAAUGAAUCUCAGAUUCACUUCUGUCCAUCAUCUUCACUCAAAAACAACUGCUCCCAUGACAGUGAUGUCGGUGUGGUGUGUGCUGGCAGUGUGAGGUUGGUGGAUGGUGGCAGUCGCUGUGCUGGGAGAGUGGAGGUUCUUCAUAGAGGACAGUGGGGAACAGUGUGUGGUGAUGGCUGGGAUAUGAGACAUGCUGCAGUGGUGUGUAGAGAGCUGGGCUGUGGCGAGGCUGUAGAUGCACUGAGUGAUGCUCAGUUUGGACCAGGAUCAGGACCAAUCUGGAUGAGUAAAGUUGACUGUGGUGGAUCAGAGUCCACACUGAAGAACUGUAGAUCAGCAGGAUGGGGUAAACAUUACUGUGAUCAUUCUAAAGAUGCUGGAGUCGUCUGUUCAGGAGUCAGGCUGGUUGGCGGUUCUCACUGCUCUGGGAGAGUGGAGGUACUUCAUGGAGACACCUGGUCCACACAGGUGUGGUCAGAGGAGCUUCACUGUAGAGGCAACGAGUCUCAGAUUCACUUCUGUCCAACAUCUUCUUCACUCAAACACAACUGCUCCCAUGACAGUGAUACAGGACUGGUGUGUGCUGGCAGUGUGCGGUUGGUGGAUGGUAGCAGUCGCUGUGAUGUGCGAGUGGAGGUCCUUCAUAGAGGACAGUGGGGAACAGUGUGUGGCAAUAGCUGGGAUAUGAGUGAUGCUGCGGUGGUGUGUGGAGAGAUGGCAUGUGGGGAGGCCCUACAUGCUUUCAGUGAUGAUUAUUUUGGACCAGGAUCAGGACCAAUCUGGAUGAAUAAUGUUUAUUGUAGUGGAUCAGAGUCUACACUGAAGAACUGUAUUUCUCCAGGAUGGGGUAAACAUUACUGUGAUCAUAAUAAAGAUGCUGGAGUCAUUUGUGCAGGUACGCAUGUUAAUAUGUUAGGUCGAGUCAGGCUGGUUGGAGGUUCUCACUGCUCUGGGAGAGUGGAGGUACUUCAUGGAGACACCUGGUCCACAGUGUGUGAUGCUGACUUUGACCAGCAGGAUGCAGAGGUUGUGUGUCAAGAGCUGGGCUGUGGGCUUCCUGUGGAGGUACUGGGAGCAGCUGCUUUUGGCAGAGGGGAGGGUCAGGUGUGGUCAGAG